Messenger RNA from Nerophis ophidion (straightnose pipefish), 2440 nucleotides. RefSeq names its product paired box protein Pax-6-like. NCBI's taxonomy places the organism in Eukaryota, Metazoa, Chordata, Actinopteri, Syngnathiformes, Syngnathidae. The record is from RefSeq and is a predicted model, not a curated record. Gene Ontology annotation, molecular function: RNA polymerase II cis-regulatory region sequence-specific DNA binding; DNA-binding transcription factor activity, RNA polymerase II-specific. Gene Ontology annotation, biological process: regulation of transcription by RNA polymerase II. The transcript is spliced from 9 exons. The coding region runs from base 117 to 2219 and encodes 700 amino acids.
ACUAAUCAAUCAAUCAAUCAAUCAAUAACAGCUCAUCGUUUGACGAGCAAAAGCUUUGCUUGUCGCCCCAGCGCCUUAAUUGCUUGUUUGCCGAUAUUUAUUGGUUUAGUGACGACAUGAUGGACGGAGAAGGCGAGUCAGGCCAGCCCGACUUAGGCUGUCCAAGCCUCCUCUGUGAGGAGCUGGAAACCCAGGACAGUCGGGAGAGGAGCUGCGGAGAAGGAGAAAAGGACGUGACGGCGCAAGGAGAGGAGAAAGACCAGGGGAGAGGACCGCUAGAAGACCUGGAGAGGGUGAGGCCCGAAGGCAGCGAGGCGGAGGACGCCAAGAUGGCCGACAAAAGCUACCCAGUGCGCAGUAAGCCAGAGGGCCGAGAAAAGGGCAGCCCUGAGGAUGACAGCGAGCAGCAGAAGAGGAGUGGAAAGCCAAGAGGGAAGAGGCCAAGUGAGCGAAUGAAGAAGAGGAGGGCCCACAACGACGAGGGCAAGAAACCGGAAGCGGCGCCGCCGAGUCCAGAAGAAAGCUCGGGUCUGACGGAGCCUGACGUGGGACUGAUGAGCACAUGUGACCUCAGCGAGCACCUCUACCUGGGCUGCGGGGGCUCGGGCCUGUACUGCCACCAAGUCCAAGUCCCCUUGCUCUACUCCUCUCAGAACUCGGUCCCCAUACAACCCGCCCCGUCCCCCCAGCACGGGACCAAGAGGCCCCCCAGUCCCUUUUUGACACACACAGUGUCCCAGCAGGGUCUGGAACCACUAGAGAUGGAGAUCACCCAGGUCUACUCCACCCGCCGCUCCAUACGUUAUAGCGCCCGAGGACGAGGACGCGCCAUCGGCCGCGCCCUCAGCUUCCCCAUGCUGCCCACCGUAGACGGCGUGGACGGCUGCUUUUUGCCGCCGGCGGCCAAGAAGAAGACGCGGACACUCUACAACACCAAUCAGCUGAAGCACCUGGAGGCCCUGUUCCAGGAGGACCAUUAUCCGGACGGGGAGAAGAGGAAAGUCAUCGCUGCCUCAGUCGGCGUCACGCCUCAGAGGAUUAUGGUGUGGUUUCAGAACCGCCGGGCCAAGUGGAAGAAGGUGGAGCGCUCGGUGACGGGCAAGGCGGAGCAGAAGCAAAGCGGUGACGGCGGGAGCCCCGCCCACCCCCGCGUGGCCACUCAGCUGCCGAACAUGGCGGCCAACAGCAAGGCAGCGCCCGCCUUCUCGGGUCACUUUGGUGCCAAGAUGCCGGCGCCGGAGCCUGCGGCGCAACCCUUCUGCACCCCGUCCACACACACCCUGCCCUCCUACAGCACCCUGCAGGCCACCAUCAGCAGUCCAGGUCAGCCCAGAGUGCGAGACGAGGGACAUCGCCAGCCCGAGUUCCACCCCCGCCCCAUGCAGAGCCCUCCCCCACUGAGGAGAGUCAGCCUCCCGCACCUCGCCGCCGCUGCCGCCUACAACCCCAUCCUCAACACGCUGGCACACACCCCGCCGUUCUUUUUGGAGGGCGGAGCUUGUCACGCUCUGCAGACGGACGCAAGUACCCUGUUUGACUUUGAGGACAAGCUGGACUACCUCCUGCCGAGCCAGCAGAGCAACACGCUGUCCUUGCAGCUGCCGAGCAGCUACCCUGUACCCAGCCAGCAGCCACAGCAGCGCCAGGCCCAGACGUCUCUGCCCGGCAUGGCUUACCUCACCCCCUCUCCUUACCUCGCCCCCAAUCCUUCCGAUUCCAUCUCCUCCUCCUACGUCGCGUUCGCACCCACUGGGAACUCCAGCUCCGGGGUCACCUACGCUACCGGGGGGCACGCGUACGUGCAGGCCCAGAGUGGGGGACAGAUUCUGCUUCAGGCUGCCAGCCAACAUGGCGGCAUGGCGGCCUACCAGUCGUACCCGUGGGCCGGAGUGUACGCCCAGCCCACCGCACACCAGCGGAGCUACACCGUCCGCGACCUCCAGGCGCCGUCUCCCUCUGCCGGCCUUCCCCCGUGCGUGCAGUGGGCCAACCUCCCGCACUCCGCCGCCGCCAUCCUGCCACCCGUGUGCACCCUCCAGCCUUCCCGCACCCGAGCGGAGAGCACAGCGACGAAGGCCGCGCCUUUGCUGCCCCCCUCUCAGGCCAGUCCCGUCUCUCUGCACAGCCCUCUGGCGUCCUCUUGUGUAAAGAUGGAGUAUGACAGCCCGCGACAGGUUCACAGCCACUUCCACUGUGACUUCUCCCCUAUCCACCUCUGACCUUUCUCUCAUUGGCUACCUUUACAAACAGGUGUUGUCUUCAUAUCUGUGUUUAAUUCCAGGCUAUGGGCUGGUUCCCAAAAUAUUUGUUGUUCUCUAAUACUCCGCUGCAAGAGGUUGCGCUUCCUUUGCUUGGUGAUGGUGUGUUUGGGAGAUGUUGCUGAGGUGUUUAGCAUAAUAAUAAUAAAUCCCCCCCAAGAACUCUUUACUGUGUGUUUGCU